CACGAGGUUUUCAAUCGGAAUUUUGGAGUCGUUAUUCUCAGUCGUACAUUUUUAACAUUGAUGUUACACGUUUUAUAAAGUAAAUAAUUUUAAAAUGUCUAGUGAAAAGUUAAGUUGUGUCAUUUGUAAAAAAAGUGAUGAUAAAGUGAUUGCGUUUGUAGAAAAAACUCUCAAUAAAAGUCAUGAGGUGUUAGAAAUCCGUAAAUAUCAUGGACUAAAAUAUAAUAACGUGGUUUUGCCAGUGAUUCCUAACCUUACAGAUGGUUAUCAUACAAGUUGUUAUAAAAAUUUUUUAGCGUUGAUGAAAAAAUACUAUGACAAUGCUGUGAUAAGAUCUAAUGUUUCUACUCCUAUAAAAGACAAUUUAUUAUCCGAUGAUUCCCCUCAACAAAGUACGUUUGAAGCAUCUACAUCAGCAACUACAGUUGAACUCUCUACAUUUCCAGCAGAACCAUCUACACCAAUGCUCCAACCAUCCAAAUCUACAGUCGAAGCAGCAACAUUAGCACCCCAACCAUCUACAUCUACACUUCAAUCAUGUACAUCUACGUCAGAAACUCAUCUAAUUGCCAAUGAUGAAGCCAAUAUCACUGAUUCCCCAAGUACGCCUGUGGACAAUAUCGACGAAAAUUCCGAAGUUAAUCCAAAAAUUUGUAUUUUUUGUGACAAAAACUUGAAAAAACACCAAGGACAACGACAACCUCUUCCUCAAGUAGAUAAAGAAAGUUUAAUAAAAUCCUUGGAAAAGUAUAAAAGAUUUAUCCAAGAAACAGAAACUUUCCAAAAAAUACAAAAUUCCAGAGCGUUAUAUAAUCAUCGCAUUUGCCGAAAAAAUUAUUUUAAUAAAUUACGAGAUUUUGAAGAAAAACCCGAGACAAAUUACCACAAAAAUUUACAAUUUCACAAAGAAGCUUUUAAUGAAAUUUGCAGCUUUAUCGAUGAAAGAGUGAUCAAGAAUAAAAAAUUUUAUUCUUUUGCUUUCAUCUGUACUAAUUAUUUGGAAAUUAUUUCAAAUGCUGCUGCGGAAAAAGGAGAAGAAUAUGAUAAUGUUUUCAGCAAGGCUCACUUUGAGAGUAAAUUAAAAAAAAAAUAUCAAGAAACUAUACAAAUUUCAUUAGUACAUAAUAAAAAAAUUAUUGGACCACCAGGUUACUUAAUCAACGAAGAUUUAUUAACUGUAAUAGAAGAAUCGGAUGUUCUCCAAAAUGCGGCGCUUAUUUUAAGAAGAACAAUUCUUGACAUUAAAAAAACACCGUUACCUGAAUACAUUAGGACUUCAGAUUUAUUAAAGGGCGAGUGCAUGACACCCCAACUCAUAAAAGAUUUCUAUUCGACUAUAUUGCGUGGUUGUAAUUUCAAAUAUAAGCUAACCAAAGAAUGUGAACGGAAAAGUUCAUCACUGGCUGAUGAUUUAAUUUUUAAUGCGUCUCAUGGCAAAAUAAAACCGUCGAAACAUAUUACCCUUGCUAUGACGUUGAAAAGUAUUACAAGUUCGCGAAAAGUUGUUGAGAUUGUUAACCGAUAUGGCCAUUGCUGCAGCUAUCAUACUGUUGAAGAGUUGGAAACAGAGGCUACAUUUGCGUCGUCGAGUCGAUCUUUGUCAUGUCCUGAAGGAAUUAUUACAGCCGAUGGACUUUGCACGGGAGUAGCUUAUGAUAAUUUUGAUCGUUUCGUCGAUAUCGCAUCUGGUAAAAAUACAUUACAUGACACUGUAGGUAUUAUUUACCAAAAUGUACAUCAACUUGAGCAUUUAGAAGACGAUGUUUUUGUCGAUAUGCCUGAAGAAAUUGUUCCAGAUGAAAUACCAGAUAAUAAUGAUAAUCAAGAACAAAGUGAAAAUGGGAACAGUAAUGACAAAACAAGAAAAAAAAAUAGACGACGAAAGUUUGAAGCUAUCACUCCUGACUUACAACCCUUUUCGAAAAAAAUAAGAUUAUCUGAAACAUUAUUAUCGUCUUCAGAUGAGUGAAGG
Messenger RNA from Microplitis demolitor, 1972 nucleotides. RefSeq lists its product as uncharacterized. The transcript is spliced from 2 exons. Lineage: Eukaryota; Metazoa; Arthropoda; Insecta; Hymenoptera; Braconidae. The record is from RefSeq and is a predicted model, not a curated record. Bases 95 to 1969 code for a protein of 624 amino acids.